Puccinia graminis f. sp. tritici CRL 75-36-700-3 is the source of this 606-nucleotide messenger RNA. RefSeq lists its product as uncharacterized. Gene Ontology annotation, molecular function: structural constituent of ribosome. Lineage: Eukaryota; Fungi; Basidiomycota; Pucciniomycetes; Pucciniales; Pucciniaceae. The record is from RefSeq and is a predicted model, not a curated record. Gene Ontology annotation, cellular component: mitochondrial large ribosomal subunit. The transcript is spliced from 3 exons. The coding region runs from base 31 to 417 and encodes 128 amino acids.
GAAAACUUCUCGCAUCUCAAAACCUCGAAGAUGUCUUCCUUAAUCAGAACGGGCCUACUACGACUAUCAAGCCAUUCGGAAUCGAAUCAAAUUUGCUCGAGGGCCGCUUCCAUUUUGAGGGUUCGUCACCUGGCUUCUCAGCCUACGCAAGAAAAGAAAACAUCACAGGCAAAAAAAACAGUACCGGUUUCGACGAUUCCAGCAGGCUCGCCUAUUAAAGGUCUAGCAUACAUUAAAGGAGAAAGUGAUCCGAUCGCAAAGGCUGAUGAUGAAUAUCCGAGCUGGCUGUGGACCCUACUCGAACCCAACAUGGGUGUUGGACAUGCAGAUACACCAUUACGUGCCAUCCGAAGGGAACUGAAUCGAGAAAACAGGAAUAAUAUCAGAAAGUCGAACUUUUUGAAGGCUAAGAAAUGAAUGGAUGCGGUCUCUCCCGGAGGUACGGGGGGAGCUCUUUUUUCACAGCAAUGUGAUAAUCACUUGAAAUGCUCUAUAACACCUCGCCUUGCAAUUCAUCAUUUAAUGUAACAAUUCAAUAAUGUCCAUCAUCGGAAUUCCAACUCUGUCAGCAAGGGCUAACAUAUUCUUGCUAUUGGUAGCAGUGCA